UGAUGGUUGGACGCAGAGCUCGAGGAGAGAACGACAUGUACUUCUGACUAGGAACAUAAACGAUGCAACACUGAAGAGUGCGACGUGUAAUAAGAAUAAAACGAAUAAUGAUCGAUAGUUUCCUUCAUUUCAGAUGUGAUGAGCGAUGGAGAUCGAGAGCAACAGCUGUGUUAGAGAGACAUUGAAAGAAGGAGGGUCUCAGUGAGGGUCAGAUGCUGCACCGGGCCGGAGCGGAGAGUAGUCGGCCGUAGAGAAGAGAAGGAAAAGAGGACGUUCACAGCGAGAGAACGCGUCAGAAAGGAAUAUGACGGAAUAGCUUUGUCUGCUCUGAGAACUGCCUUUACAACAGAUCAGAAUGGGCAACACAGAUAGUCAGUACAGUAGUUUCAUCAUCCCAGGUAAGGGCAAGUCCGGCUCAUUGAAGCUGCACCCGCAUAAAGAUGACGUCCUCUCCCCGCACACUUGGUGGAGGAACUCUAAGAGCACCCCUGGAUACAAAGCCAAAAAUGGUGUUUCAUCACACAAGAACAGUCAACCCUACAUUUCCCGCCAUUAUGACUGCAUCAAAGGGGGAGCUGAUGACAAAAUACUCACCAAAAGCCACCGGGACUACGACAACUUUUUAUUCCAGGGAAAUGGUUUCUUUGUAGGGUACACACAGCAGACUGGAGGGUGCAGUCUUCAGGCUCCGAUAAGGAGAAUGAGCUCUGAUCUACCUGAUAGUAAAAGCAGCCCCAAAGUACUUUUCAGAGAGGAUGGGAGUCUGAGAGUGGAGUUUACUAAGGCCCGACGGGAGCUGAACGGUGAGCUGGGUGGUCGUCCCAGUGGACCUGUUGAUGUUACCCAGCGGGCCAGUAACGGGAGCUCUCUCAGCUCUGAGGAAUCAUGGUAUGACUCACCUUGGGGUAAUGGGACGGAGCUUUGCGACAACGUCUUUACCAGCAACCAGCCUUCAGACAACAGCAGCGGUUAUACCACACUAUCAUCCACACGUACGGUUGAUUUUGGAUCUUACAAUGGCUUUGCUGCAGAACAGCCUGAGAACCAUAUUGGUGGACUCACCUGCCGAACCACAGGCAGUCAGUAUGCAAGCAGCGACUGCAAUAGUAACGAAUACAACACCUACCGCGCUGAAGAGGACAGUGGCAUUGGGGAUUCAGUCCUUCUGCAUUUAGAACAGAAUGGGUUGUCUGACCUCUACACGAAUCCUAACAUGACCGUGCCGUUCCCUACUGCCGGCAUUCCAACCACAGAUCGUCUCCAGGACACUCGUCAAUUUCAAGCCUCACUGACCUCUUCUCUGGAUGUGAGUUCCCGAGAGGACACUCAGGAAGUCCAGCAUUACACCUCCCUUACAUUGCCCUGCAGAAAAUCGAUUCCUGACGGGAACACGAGGAAGGACUUGCUCAAGAGUCGCAUCCGCCGCCUCAGCGAUUGGACGGGAAGUUUGAGUAGGAAAAAGCCAAGAUUGCAGGAACCAAGCACUCUGAACUUUUCCGAUGUUUUCAACGGUGAAGCCGUGGAAUCCAGACCAUUUUGGAACCCCAUGUCCUCCCAGGCACAGCUAGAGUGCUCGGGGUCCUUAACAGGACCACUUGGGCAGCAGAACCAGGGCGCUGCUCUGAGGCAGAACAUCUAUGAUAACUUCAUGCAGGGGCUGGAGACGGGCAGCAGCAGUGGAACAGCCGAUGUGCUACAGGUCUGGGAGGGUGAGGGGGAGCAAGGGGAGAGCAGCAGCGGCUCAAUGGGCUCUUUGGAGCAAAUGGACUUCCUGUUUGAGAAGGAGCAGGGAGUUGUGCGGAGGGCUGGCUGGUUGGGUUUCAAGCCCCUCAUUACCCUCCACAAGGACCGUAAACUGGAGCUGGUAGCGCGACGCAAGUGGAGGCAGUAUUGGGUCACACUCAAAGGGUGUACGCUUUUGUUAGGCGAGUCCAAUGGAAAGACGUCUCCAGAACUGGAAUGUUCACCACGUUAUGCGGUUCUGGCUGAAGACAGUAUUGUGCAGGCAGUCCCUGAGCAUCCCAAGAAAGAGAAUGUCUUCUGCCUCAGUAACGCCUAUGGAGAUGUAUAUCUUUUCCAGGCUGCAAACCAAACAGACCUGGAGAACUGGGUGACGGCCAUCCACUCGGCCAGCGCGUCACAUUUAGCCAAGCGUCAGGGGAAGGAAGACACCGUGCGUCUCCUGGAGAAUGAGAGCAGAGCCCUGCUGCAGAAGAUCGACAUGGACGGCAAAAUGAAGAAGAUGGCUGAGCUGCAGAUGUCCGUCAUCAGCGACCAGAAGAACAGAAAGGCUAUUGAGAGCCAGAUCCUGCAAUGGGAACAGAACCUGGAAAAGUUCAAUCUCGAGCUCUACCGCAUGCGCUGUUACCUGGCUAGUCUACAGGGCACUGAGCUUCCCAACCCAAAAGGCCUGCUGGCCACCUCCGGGCGGCCGUCUAAAAUGGUGCUGGGACGUCUGGGAAUCUUCUCUGUCUCGUCUUUCCACGCGCUGAUAUGCACUCGUGAUGAGGCGACCCUGAGGAGACGCUCUCGCUCUCAGCCUCGAGCGAUGAGGAACAAACGCGGACUCCUGUUUUCUUCACAGAAGGGAUUGGACAGUCUGACCAAGCGCAACCGUGAAAAGAGACAGUCCCUGUCACAGAUAUUUGAGGGAUGUUCUUCUGGAUCAGUUGGUCAUCCAUACAGGCAAAGCAGCUCUGAGCAGAGGCUGGACGUCUUCACCAAAUCGUAUCCCACAGCGCCAUUUGAAGGCCAUCUUUGGGACUGCACACCGGAGCGUCGGGCAUGUGUGCGGAUGCCCGACAGUCAGAUCAUCAACGUGCCCAUCAAACAGGACUCUCUAGUCACCGACGUGCUCUUCUGCGCAUGCAAGGUUAAGCACUUGGAUCCAGCGCAGCACUGUCUGUACAUGACGAGAAACUCGGGUGGAGAUGUGGAGAGACGCAGUCCAGCACCUGCACAGCUGCUGAGAAACCUGGUCUAUGAUGAACUUGACGUUUGGCCUCUCAAUGUGUUUACCACGAACAUGUCCCGUCCUGACAUAACCGUUGACUUUGGUUUUGCGGUCACGGGUCACGUGGACGGCGCCAGGAGGAGUCAUGUCUACGUGAGCGAGGUUAAUCCUGAUAGCCUGGCAUUCAGUGAAGGUCUCAAAGCGGGAGAUGAGAUCUUGAUUCUUAACGGCACAAGCGUGGCAUCUCUCGACCUCGGCCUCAUGCAGAGCCUCUUCAGCCACCAGGAACUCCGUCUGGUCCUCAGACGCGAGGAGAACAACUCUGACAACCAGAGCUCCGCCUGGCCAGACUGUGACCUCGGUGACCCUGAUCACGCCCCACCUCCUCAGUGUGACCUCAUUCACAUGGAGCAGUUGACCACAGAGGCAUCACGGGAGCGGGACGGUCCCGACGGCUCCGUGGCGCCCGGUUUGGAGGAGGCGAGCGAUAAGGCUGAGGGCGGCAGAAAGAACCCAGAGACGGUGUGUAACUUCUAUCAGACGUUCCCCGAGGGCUCCGUCCUCGUGCCGGAGGUCCACAGGAACCCUUACUCCACUGAGAACGGCCACACCAGAUCCUCCCCCCGUCACAUGUCCGUCACCGAGCGCUUGAGCAUGGUGAUUCAGGAGCUGGUGGACACAGAAAAAUCCUAUGUGAAGGACCUUGGAUCUCUGUUUGACAUCUACCUGAAUCCAUUACAAGGAGAAACUUUUCUCAGUCAUGAUGAGAUGGAGUCUCUGUUCGGCAGUCUGCCGGAGAUGCUGGACUUCCAGAAGGUUUUUCUUCAAACUCUAGAGGAGAGGACAACGUUCUCUCCAGACUACCAUACACUGGAGACCCCCGAGAAACUCAAGAAAGUUCUCUUCUCCCUGAGCGGAUCCUUCCUGAACUACGCAGAUCACUUUAAGCUGUACAGCGGCUUCUGUGCCAACCACAUCAAGGUGCAGAAAGUUCUAGAGCGAGCGAAAACAGACCGGGCGUUCAAAGAGUUCCUGGAGGCGAGGAACCCCACCAAACAGCACUCGUCCACGCUGGAGUCGUACCUCAUCAAACCUGUGCAGAGGGUCCUGAAGUACCCGCUGCUGCUGAGGGAGCUGGUGUCUCUAACAAACCCCGACAGCGACGAGCACAACCAUCUCACAGAGGCAUUGAAGGCUAUGGAGAGGGUGGCCCUUCACAUUAAUGAGAUGCAGAAGAUCUAUGAGGACUACGGCACAGUGUUCGACCAGCUAGUGGCCGAGCAGAGCGCUGAGAAGGAGGUGACAGAGAUCUCUAUGGGAGAGUUAAUCAUUCACAGCUCGGCACGUUGGCUGAAUCCUCUGCCCUCAUUGGGCCGUAUGAGAAAAGACCCUGAACUGACCCUCUUCUUGUUCAAGAGAGCGCUCAUUUUGGUGUAUCGGGAGAGCAGCAAGCUGAAGAAGAGAAUGACUUCUUCACGGCUCGGUGAUUUGGAUCCGUUUAAAUUCCGCUGGCUCAUUCCUGUAUCAUCCCUACAGGUCCGACCUGGUAAUUCAGCAGGAUCUGAAAACCCUUGUGUUUGGGAAGUUGUUCACACUAAAUCUGAAUUGGAGGGAAGACCGGAGAUGUUGUUUCAGCUCUGCAGCAGUAAUCUGGAGAACAAGGUCAAUGCAGUGAGGGCCAUCCGCUGUCUCCUGAGAGAGAACGCCAAGUGGACCGCUACAAUUGAGAAAAGAUUCAAAGAUGCCAACUUCACCUUUCCCAGGAGACACCACGCAGGAGCACUUAGGACAAACUCCUGGCAGAGAACCAGACUGCUCGAUGAUGACGCUCGCUCAGAACCUCCCCUCAACAAGAGAUCCACAUUGCGUUCCCUGACCAGCGCCCUGGAAGCCCAGCUCCAGAGACUGAACUUUGAAGAGGAACCACAAAGCACCAUGAGCAGCCUUCAGGGCAGUCAAGUGACGUUGCUGGACGACUCAACAGGUCUGGACUUGAACACCCUGCUGGCCAGGGACUACAGCGUACAGAGUCUGGGUUCUGUAGUUAAUGAGGAUUGUUUUUACAUCCAUAAAGCUGCCAUCCCCACACUAUAGAGGAACCGGUGGUUAGACUAAAACCGGAUUAUCGUGCCUUGGACUGAACAGCUCACAGCUUGUGAUGUCGAGACAGCAUCAUAGUGACACCCCAUAAUCACGCAGUUUGAUGUUUCUGCCUUGUAUCUAGAGUUUGCCUGACACGUGUACUUCUAGUACACAAGCAACAACUCUUUCACUGUACUGUAGCUUUACAUUUGCAUUGCUGGUUUGACAAAGAAUUUGCUCCGCUCUGUGUUGAAAUGCUUUGAUUUCACCGAGCCGGGCAAAUAUUCAUAAGGAGAAAAUGUUUUGUCUAAAUUAUAUUGUAUAUCUUCUUUAUAUAGUUUUGUGCACAUUUUUAUCGUUUGAUUCAAAGGCAUGUUUAUCAUUCCUUAAGUAGUUUAAGCUAUUGAAAAUACAGUUAUGUUAAUACAGUAUAUGCUCACGUGUCUGUUUUGGCAUUGGUAAUUUAUUUGUAAAAAUGUAUUGAGCAUAGCUUGUGAAAAUGACUUAAUAUUUUUUGGAAUAUUUAAUAAAGACCGUCUUCCUUCCUUC
This is a messenger RNA of Triplophysa rosa, 5584 nucleotides long. RefSeq names its product rho guanine nucleotide exchange factor TIAM2 (gene tiam2b). Gene Ontology annotation, molecular function: protein binding; guanyl-nucleotide exchange factor activity. The coding region runs from base 356 to 5047 and encodes 1563 amino acids. NCBI's taxonomy places the organism in Eukaryota, Metazoa, Chordata, Actinopteri, Cypriniformes, Nemacheilidae. Gene Ontology annotation, cellular component: membrane; synapse. Gene Ontology annotation, biological process: positive regulation of axonogenesis; small GTPase-mediated signal transduction; activation of GTPase activity. The record is from RefSeq and is a predicted model, not a curated record. The transcript is spliced from 26 exons.